Messenger RNA from Leptinotarsa decemlineata (Colorado potato beetle), 1617 nucleotides. RefSeq names its product glutamine--fructose-6-phosphate aminotransferase [isomerizing] 2. The record is from RefSeq and is a predicted model, not a curated record. NCBI's taxonomy places the organism in Eukaryota, Metazoa, Arthropoda, Insecta, Coleoptera, Chrysomelidae. Gene Ontology annotation, biological process: carbohydrate derivative biosynthetic process; protein N-linked glycosylation; fructose 6-phosphate metabolic process. Gene Ontology annotation, molecular function: L-glutamine:D-fructose-6-phosphate transaminase (isomerizing) activity; carbohydrate derivative binding.
GAUGACGACGUUGCUGCUGUCAAAAACGGUUCCCUCAGCAUUCACAGGGUUCGUAGGGGUGGUGAUGAUCCUCACAAGCGUGAAAUCACCACCCUCAAAAUGGAAUUGCAACAAAUUAUGAAGGGCAAUUACGAUUUCUUCAUGCAGAAGGAAAUCUUUGAACAACCCGAAUCUGUCAUUAACACAAUGAGAGGGCGCAUGAAUUUUGAAAAUGGAACUGUGACUUUGGGUGGAAUCAAGGAAUACAUCCCUGAAAUCAAGAGGUGCAGAAGACUUAUGCUGAUUGGUUGUGGAACAAGUUAUCACAGCGCCGUUGCUACAAGACAAUUGCUAGAAGAGUUGACGGAAUUACCUGUGAUGGUCGAACUAGCUAGCGACUUUCUGGACCGCACCACUCCUGUUUUCAGAGACGACGUUUGCUUUUUCAUUUCGCAGUCAGGAGAAACGGCUGACACUUUGAUGGCUUUGAGAUAUUGUAAACUGAGGGGGGCUCUAAUUAUCGGAAUCACAAAUACUGUCGGUAGUUCCAUCUGUAGGGAAUCUCACUGCGGAGUUCACAUUAACGCCGGCCCUGAAAUCGGUGUGGCGUCUACAAAAGCUUACACCAGUCAGUUCAUUUCCCUUGUUAUGUUUGCUCUAGUAAUGAGCGAAGACAGGCUUUCUCUGAGACAGAGGAGGCAGGAAAUCAUAACUGGUUUGAAAAAUUUGCAACAUCAAAUCGGUGAAGUUUUGAAAUUGGACAAUAAGGUCAAACUGCUGGCAGAGGACCUUUAUAAGAAGAAAUCGUUACUGAUAAUGGGUCGUGGCUUCAAUUUUGCAACUUGUUUGGAAGGCGCCUUGAAAGUCAAAGAGUUGACUUACAUGCACAGCGAAGGAAUCAUGGCCGGUGAAUUGAAACAUGGACCACUUGCUCUUGUUGAUGAAACAAUGCCUGUUCUGAUGAUAGUUAUGAGAGAUCCUGUAUAUAACAAAUGCAUGAAUGCACUUCAGCAGGUUACUGCCCGCUCUGGUAAACCCAUAUUAAUCUGUGAAGAAGGAGAUCAGGAAACAAUGUCCUAUUGUCAAAAGUCACUUGAGGUACCCAAAACAGUUGAUUGCUUACAAGGAAUACUGACCGUUAUUCCUAUGCAGCUUCUAUCUUUCCAUAUCGCCGUCCUCAAAGGAUGUAACGUAGAUUGUCCUCGUAAUUUGGCUAAGAGUGUAACAGUUGAAUGAUAAGGCUGUUAAUGUGUAUUUGGUUUCCAAACCUAUUCCAUUGUGGUUGAAGGUUAUAUUAAUCCAUUCACCUGUACUUUUUAAAGAAUAUAAUCAUCCUUUUGAGAGGAAUGUGUAUAAUUGAUGAUGAGAUUUGUAAAAUUGUAUUAUAAAAAUACUCAUUUCUUCAAACAAUGUGUAACUUCUUUAUGUUAUCUGUAUCAAUUUAUUAUAAAUACAGAAUUGUUUUAAAUCGUAUUUUUUUAUAAAAAUUAUAAUUUUCAAAUAUUCGUUAAUAUCUUGUCAUUUAAUUUAUUGAAUUGUGAAAAUUUCUAUAUUUGUUCCUAUUAUGUGAAAGUUUUAUAUUUUUAUUCUUGUAUAAUUGCUUAAGAUUUUUACAGAAGUAAAAUUAUUUACUAUUGU